This is a messenger RNA of Pediculus humanus corporis (human body louse), 219 nucleotides long. RefSeq lists its product as uncharacterized. Bases 1 to 219 code for a protein of 72 amino acids. The transcript has 2 exons. NCBI's taxonomy places the organism in Eukaryota, Metazoa, Arthropoda, Insecta, Psocodea, Pediculidae. The record is from RefSeq and is a predicted model, not a curated record.
AUGUCACUCGGUAGCGGUUUCGGUCCAGCUACUUGCUGGAUAACUCACAAAGGAUUAGAAACGUGGGCAAGGUUGGCAAAGGAAAGACACAAAUCGACGCCGACGACGCCGGAAAAAAAAAAACAGGAAAGCGAUAGCGAAUCACCCAAAGAAAAUCAGAUGGCUUCCGCCAACUCCGAGUUCUCUCUUAUUAUGGUUUUCUUUAAAAUGAUUACGUAA